Messenger RNA from Ylistrum balloti, 1530 nucleotides. RefSeq lists its product as uncharacterized. Lineage: Eukaryota; Metazoa; Mollusca; Bivalvia; Pectinida; Pectinidae. Bases 1 to 1530 code for a protein of 509 amino acids. The transcript has a single exon. The record is from RefSeq and is a predicted model, not a curated record.
AUGAAGUGUUCGGUGCACGAAGAUCAGACCGUCAUCAUGGCUUGUCGGACACAGCAAUGUGAGGAUUGUUUGGUUUGUGUUCUGUGUAUAGCUGGGCUACACAGAGGACAUGAAAUGACAACUCUGGAGGAAGCUGCGGAGAGAGUAAAAGAACGACUCAAUGAUAUGUCAACUGCAAACAUCAAUUACCUCAAGGGCCAGAAGAGGAAAAUAGACUGUGUCAACAGCCUGCAAGAGGCGAUUAACCAGAAACAGGAGAAAGCUCGUGAACAAGGCCAAAUGAUGCAUGACGCUGUGGAUAGGGUCAUUGGGCAUAUAAUUUCCAAUUAUGAAAGACGAUCAAAGGAGAUGAAGGCCAUAAUGCACAAGAUACAAGACUCUAUUGAAAUCGUAGAAAAAUCACAAGAGAGAUUGGGACAUGUUCUGGAUACGGACGACUGGAUAAAGAUUAUCCUUGAAGGAAAGAAAACAACGGAGUUGCCGAGCGUAGAAGAUCUGUCCGAGGAUGUUACACCUGAUGUUGGAGAAGAGGAUAUUAAUAAAACUAUUGUAACGGGGAUCCUAUCUGCCCUACAGCAAUGUCAGCCCCCUACUGCGAUAACAGAACAGCCAUGUCACCCUGCCACUACAAUAACAAAAGACGAUGAGCACACAUCAGAUUUCAAAGGCAUGGUCUAUAGGCACAGAACACUAAAAUCCAUCUCUUGUGUUUCACUGUCAAAGGAACAUCGCAUAUCAAACAUCGCUCCAGGUCAAACGGAAACAUUUUGGGUUGUUAUAAACGACGAAAUUAAGUUUUGCAACAAACAGCAUGGGAUCAUAAAUAACAAUUUAACAAUUAAAAAUAUAUUCCGUGGAAUGGCUGUUACAGAAUCUGACAAAUUACUUACAACAUGUACUGACGAUAAAUGUGUGAGGAAGAUUACCUCUGGCGGUAAAACAUUAUUUAGUUUUAACACAGAUCCUCUGAUUCCUAAUCAGUUAUGUAUCGCCAAUAACGGCGACAUCUUAGUCACGCUUGUUUCAUCCUUUGUGGAUCCUCUGCCGGACACAGUUGGAGUCGUGAGUCGGUACACCCCACAAGGGAAGAGGAUGGUAACGUUUGAGAGGGAUCGCUUCGGUAACAGCAUCUGUCCUAAAUAUAUAGCAGCCAGUCGAGUCUCGGACAUGGUGGCUGUUACAACCAUCACCAACAAAGACAAUGAAGGUUAUUAUAAUAGUCACGUGAUAGUAAUGACUGGGGACCUCCAGGUGAAGUUUCGGUACCUGAGCGACGGACGAGUCAUUCUUGGUGACCAGCAGUAUCGUCCACAUGAUUCAACCAUACAUUUCAGUGUUGGUAUCGAUAGUCAGGACAACAUCAUACUAGGCGAUAUCAAAGCGGGUUCUAUACAGAUUAUCGACCAACAUGGCCACAAACUUCAGUGUUUUGGACAUGCUGACGGGAUGAAUUUCCUAACUGUCUCUUUUGAAGAUGAAAUAUGGAUAGGAAAGAAAAACGGUCAAGUGGAGGUUUUUAAAUAUACGUGA